Chilo suppressalis (striped riceborer) is the source of this 4242-nucleotide messenger RNA. NCBI's taxonomy places the organism in Eukaryota, Metazoa, Arthropoda, Insecta, Lepidoptera, Crambidae. The record is from the annotation of a GenBank genome assembly.
UAUUUUAUAAAUAGGUAUAUAAAAUUUUGUGAACUUCAACGCCAAGUUCAAUGACCUCUGAAAGUUUUAAAGCAAGUUUUUAAUUAAUUUUUAGAGUAAAAAAAUAAAAGAAGCUCUCAAUUUGACCGAUACCAGAGAAUGUGUUGAAACUACCAAGUUCAUAACAGUACACUCAUUAGAAAACAGAAUAGGGCUUCUUUGAAGAAAAAGAUAUUUCAGUAAUUAGCUACUUAAGUUGAUUAAAAAUCAAAUUUUAUCGUGAAAUAUUCUAACUGAUGAAGUGAAUCCUAUCUCCCAAGAUGGAUAAAAUAUAUUUUACAGUAAAUGGAGAGCAUUAUUCUCUUUCGGGUUCCGAGGUCAGUCCCCUGACGUCGCUAUACGACUACCUCCAUAAUUACCUGCAACUGUUUGGCACUAAAGCGAUGUGCCACGAGGGCGGCUGUGGCGCUUGCAUCGUGUCUGUUACUCGGACCCAUCCCGUCACCAAAGAGAAGGAAACCAUCGCUGUCAACUCGUGCGUGGUCCACAUACUAUCGUGUCACCAAUGGGACAUAACCACAGUGGAAGGAGUGGGUAACCGCAAGGACGGCUACCACGCCAUACAGACGAGGCUGGCCGCGUUCAACGGGACCCAGUGCGGCUACUGCACGCCUGGCUGGGUCCUGACUAUGUACAGUCUAUAUCAAAGCUUCAACACUAAGCUAUCAGUCCAGGAGGUGGAAAAAUCUUUCGGCGGCAACCUGUGCCGUUGCACCGGCUACAGGCCCAUUUUAGAUGCUUUCAAAAGCUUCGCGAAUGACUUUGAUCCAGAAUUGAAAGACAAGUUGCAGGAUGUAGAAGAUUUACACGUUGUGAAAUGUCUAAAGAAAUGCGAGAAACGAUGUAGUGUAGUCGAUGAAGAUUGGUGCGUACUACACAAUAAACGGGAGCAGUUGAUGGAAGUCGGUGGACCGAAAAGCCGAUGGUACAAAGCGUUUACGAUACCGGAUGUAUUCAAGGUACUAAGUAAAGAAGGAUUGGAUAGCUAUAAAUUGAUAUCUGGCAAUACUGGAGUAGGAGUUUUCAAUCCGUAUUGGUCUCGGCCACCACGCGUGUUCUUAGACAUCUCCUCUAUCGAGGCUAUCAAGGAUUACUACGUCGACGUGAACCUUGUGAUUGGGGCCGGAGUGACACUUACAGAAUUUAUGGACAUAUGCAAGACUAUCGGAAAACGAGACGACUUCAAUUACUUGAAGGGUUUCUACGACCAUUUGGAUCUGGUGGCUCAUACUCCAGUUAGAAACAUUGGCACCAUCGGCGGCAAUUUGGCUUUGAAACAUGAAAACAUACAGUUCCCUUCGGAUAUUUAUCUGUUGCUGGAACUCAUCCAAGCUAUGGUCACAUUAGUAAGCAAUGAUCUUAAAGAGACUACAUUGAGUAUGCAAGACUUCAUGAAGACUGAUUUGAAAAAUAAAAUUAUAACUCAUAUAAAACUACCGCCUGUUUCGUCGCGUUGCGUGACUCGGAGUUACAAGAUCAUGCCACGGGCUCAGAACGCUCUAGCCAUAGUGAAUGCAGGGUUCUUCUUUAAAUUAAACCGUGAUAACAAAGUAGAGGAAGCUCGUAUAGUGUAUGGCGCCAUCUCGCCUACCUUCGUACGUGCGAGAGAGACGGAGAACGCCUUAGUCGGCCAGGAUUUGACCAAUGAGAAGACGUUACAGAUAGGUUUGAGGAGUUUAAAUGAGGAAUUGAUACCGGCGGAUAAUCCGACGAGUAUGUCGCCUUUGUGUAGGAAGAAUAUCGCUUUAGGACUGUUUUAUAGGGCAAUCUUAUCUCUGAAUCCAUCGGAAUCAUUGAACUCUCGGUACACAUCGGGUGCCUCCGCGAUAUAUCGCGAAGUAUCGCGCGGUACUCAAACCUUCGACACUGAUAAAACGCUGUGGCCACUCAACAAACCAAUGCCGAAGCUGGAGGCGCUUGCGCAGUGUUCCGGUGAAGUGGCAUACGCUUGUGACGUAGUUCCGUCCCGGAAGGAAGUGCACGUCGCUUUUGUACUCUCCACGAUAUGUCUCGGCGAAAUCGACCAUAUCGACGCCAGCGAAGCUUUGAAAACCCCUGGAGUAGUAGGCUUCUUAACGGCCAAAGAUAUACCAGGGGAGAACAGUUACAUACCAAGCAAUGCUCCCUGGUACGAAUUCCAAGUAGAAUUGCUGGCUACAAAGAAAAUAUCUUACUACGGACAACCGAUAGCUUUAAUCGCAGCUAAUACGCAAACACUAGCGAUAUCCGCGGCCGAUCUUGUGAAAGUUACGUAUAGAAAGAGCGAAGUUAAACCAGUUUUGAGUAUAAAAGAAGCUUUGGUGGCACCAGAUCGGGAUGAACGGCUUCGAGAAGACGCUAACAUACAACCGAAAGACAAAGGCGACGACACAACCCACGUUAUAAAGGGCAGUUACUACAUCCCAUCUCAGUACCACUUCACUAUGGAAACACAGAGUUGUCAUGUUUCGUACAACGAGGAUAUCCUUGUGGUCAGAUCUGCUACCCAAUGGCCAGACUUGGUCCACAUCGCCGUGGGUAAAAUGCUUGGGAUUGAUCAGAAUAGGGUUCGCGUAGUAGUGAAUCGUAUUGGGGGAGGCUAUGGUGCGAAAGGAUCGCAAUCUUCACUAGCCGCCUGCGCAUGCGCAUUGGUAACGCGCGUGCUGCAGCGACCCGCGGCCAUAGUGCUGCCGUUGACGCACAAUAUGCGCGUCUAUGGGAAACGGAUGCAAUGCCGCGCCGAUUACGAGGUGGGCGUAGACGACAACGGUGUGAUCCAAUACAUGAAUGUAGUUUACUACACGGACUGCGGUAGUAACUACAACGACACUUCAUGUGCUGAAAUAGCAUCUACUCUUAUUAACCUAUAUGCCAGUGAUACAUGGACAAUACGAGGGUACAGCGUGCUUACUGAUAAACCACCCAAUACUUGGUGUAGAUCACCAGGAACUACCGAAGCUACAGCCAUAAUGGAACAUAUAAUGGACCGAAUAUCCUUCGCCACUAAAAAGGACCCAAUCGACGUGCGAAUCUCAAACUUAUCCCCCAAGCACAAUGGCAUAAAAGACAUGAUCUAUGAAUUCGUAAAAGACACUAAUUACAAUGAGCGUAAGGCUCAAAUUACCGUGUUUAAUAAAGACAAUGCGUGGAAGAAGAAAGGUUUAAAGUUGGCUAUAAUGUGUUUCCCUGUUAAAUAUGGAUUUAAUAUACCCGUGACUGUGUCUGUGUAUCAUGGGGAUGGAACCGUGGCAGUGUCUCAUGGAGGGAUAGAAAUGGGACAGGGGAUUCAUACUAAAGUGGCUCAGGUGUGCGCUUACACAUUAAAAAUACCUCUGGAGAAAAUUUCCAUGCUAGAAACGGAUAGUUUCAUAUCCCCAAACUCAGUGGUCACCAGUGGUAGUUUUACUAGCGAAUGUGCAGCCUAUGCUGCCUUGAAGGCUUGCCAGGAUCUGAUGAUGAAACUGGAGCCAUUGAAAAAUGGACAGAAUCUACCGUGGGAGGAAGUCAUUAAGAAAGCUUAUGACCAAGGCAUCAACCUCCAAAGCACCUAUAUGAUGUCCCAAAAGGUGGACAAUCUGAAAGAAUACGACGUUUACGGCGUUUGUAUUGCAGAGACUGAGUUGGAUGUUUUAACUGGCCAACACCAGGUCGCCAGGGUCGACUUCCUGGAAGAUGUGGGUGUUAGUUUGAGCCCAGAAGUGGACGUGGGACAGAUAGAGGGCGCCUUCAUAAUGGGUUUGGGCAUGUGGUGCACUGAGCAUCUCAUCUACGACAGUUCCGGCCGAUUACUAACGGAUAAUACGUGGCUGUACCACGUACCUGGGGCCAGAGAUGUGCCUGUCGACUUUAGGGUAAAUUUCAGAAGAAAUGCACCCAACCCCGCAGGUGUACUGAGGUCUAAAGCGACCGGCGAGCCAUCGCUAACGUUAUCAGUGACCGUGUGUCAUUCGCUCAGGGAAGCUAUACUGGCCGCUCGGAAGGAAUUCGGAUACAAGGAUGACCAAUGGCUUGACAUCGAGGCUCCGUUCACCGUUGAAAAUAUACUCAAAGCGAUCUCACCAAAACAUGAAAGUUUCAAAAUGAAGUGACAUCAUCUCUCUGUUGGAAUAUAUUGAUAUGGUUGAUCACAAAUAUAUAUGUUUUAAGAUAAUGAUUAUUACAAAUAGUGUUAGCAGGUGCUAUGACUUGUAUUUAUAUUUACCAGAAUAAAUUUUUAUACACGCA